AAAAAAAAGAAGCUAAACUUAAAUUCAAGAAAUAUGUCAGGAAAUAUGUCGAAGAGUGAAGAGAAACAAGAGUUGCCACUAGAAACAAGUCCGUAUACAAAGUACGAGGAUAUAGAGGAUUACAAGAAGAAUGCUUAUGGAACUUCCGGUCACCAGGACGUUAAGCCUGGCCACGGCGGCGGCACAACCGACGCACCGACCCCCUCCGGUGAUGCUGCUCCCUCCGCCAUAGAUUCCGCUAACCAAAAAGCUAAGAAGUGAACCACUCACAAAAUGUUUCUCUUGAUUCUGUUUUAGUUACUCUCCAAUGUGAUUCAUUUGACGCAUUGUGAUAAUUGACAUGUUUUUGUUUUUUCUCCUUUUCUCCAUUGAUAUGAUCCAAUCUAAGAUCAAUAAAUAGAUGUCAAGUCGAAGGGAUUUUGGCCAUCUUGCAACAUUAACAACCCACGUUAUGUAUAUUCUCACCUUGAAAAACAGAAUUUUGCGAAGA
Molecule: messenger RNA, 490 nt
Organism: Arabidopsis thaliana (thale cress)
Lineage: Eukaryota; Viridiplantae; Streptophyta; Magnoliopsida; Brassicales; Brassicaceae
Product: Late embryogenesis abundant protein, group 6
Exons: 1
Coding region: 34-261 (75 amino acids)
Source: RefSeq, marked reviewed